Molecule: messenger RNA, 455 nt
Organism: Mycetomoellerius zeteki
Lineage: Eukaryota; Metazoa; Arthropoda; Insecta; Hymenoptera; Formicidae
Product: histone H3
Exons: 1
Coding region: 30-440 (136 amino acids)
Cellular component (GO): nucleosome
Molecular function (GO): DNA binding; structural constituent of chromatin; protein heterodimerization activity
Source: RefSeq, a predicted model, not a curated record
UUCGGGAACGUACUGCUCAGAUUAGAAAAAUGGCUCGUACUAAGCAGACUGCACGCAAGUCUACCGGAGGCAAGGCUCCCCGAAAACAACUGGCGACUAAAGCGGCUCGUAAGAGUGCGCCUGCCACAGGUGGCGUGAAGAAGCCUCAUCGUUAUAGGCCUGGAACUGUGGCUCUUCGAGAAAUUCGUCGCUAUCAGAAGAGUACCGAAUUGCUGAUCCGCAAACUGCCAUUCCAACGCCUCGUUCGUGAGAUUGCUCAAGAUUUCAAAACUGACCUUCGUUUCCAAAGCUCUGCUGUCAUGGCAUUGCAAGAGGCUAGCGAGGCUUAUCUUGUUGGUCUAUUUGAAGACACCAAUCUUUGCGCUAUUCACGCCAAGCGAGUUACCAUCAUGCCCAAGGAUAUUCAACUGGCACGUCGUAUUCGAGGAGAGCGUGCUUAAUUAAAAAAAUAUAUA